This is a messenger RNA of Haplochromis burtoni (Burton's mouthbrooder), 1361 nucleotides long. Its product is annotated as ras-related protein ORAB-1. Bases 136 to 774 code for a protein of 212 amino acids. The transcript is spliced from 6 exons. NCBI's taxonomy places the organism in Eukaryota, Metazoa, Chordata, Actinopteri, Cichliformes, Cichlidae. The record is from RefSeq and is a predicted model, not a curated record. Gene Ontology annotation, molecular function: GTPase activity; GTP binding.
GCUUAUUCUGCCAUUUGCCCUCCAGCGGGACAGAAACAGACGCAGCAUCAGAGAUUAUCUGUCUGUUUUCAGACUCAGGAUUCAGUUUCAGGUGUUUCUGUUUUUGUUGCGUCAACUGGGCCGACCUCGUUGAUCAUGAAUCCUGAAUAUGACUACUUGUUCAAGCUUCUUCUCAUCGGUGACUCUGGAGUUGGAAAGUCAUGCCUGCUGCUGCGCUUUGCGGAUGACACCUACACUGAAAGCUACAUCUCUACCAUAGGGGUCGACUUCAAGAUCAGGACCAUUGACAUGGAUGGGAAAACUGUCAAGCUACAGAUUUGGGACACAGCAGGUCAAGAGAGGUUUCGAACCAUCACCUCCAGCUACUACAGAGGCGCUCACGGCAUCAUCAUUGUGUAUGAUGUCACUGAGCAGGAAUCCUUUAACAAUGUGAAGCAGUGGCUGGAUGAAAUAGAUCGUUACGCCUGUGAAAACGUCUCCAGGCUGCUGGUGGGAAACAAGUCUGACCUCGUUAGUAAGAAAGUGGUGGAUGCUGCCACUGCUCAGGACCUGGCUUCGUCCCUGAAGAUCCCGUGUUUGGAGACUAGUGCGAAAAGCUCUGAUAAUGUGGAGAGGGCGUUCCUUACCAUGGCCUCUGAGAUCCACAAACGUCUGGCCAGUGAAGGAGGGGGCAUGGAGGGCGAGUCAGCAGAGGCCAGGACCGCCAAGAUCAACAGCGCCCCCCUGUGGCUGGGAGGGGAAAAACAGACGCAGGAGGCCAAUAACUGCUGCUGAGGUGGAAACAUAAGCACAAAUAUUUAUUACUUGAUGAGACAGAUGUGUCAUUUGAAAAAGACCCAGCUGUCUGGUUUAAGGACUCAUUAACUCUGUGUUACAGGCACACAUAUCGGCAUAUUUUUGACAUUUAUGACUUUGGAAGAAAAACACAUUUUUGACUUGACUAUGAUAUAUUUUUGAGCUUGGUACUUUUGAAUGAGAUAGAGGUUGACUUUUUUUCCUUUUACAAUUAUGUUCAUUUAUUUUAAAAAAUGAGAAAUGGAAGUAAAACUAAAUAAAAAGAAAACUAUAGCACAUUAUAAUAAACUAGGACCAAACAUGCAGAAAUCAGAGCACUCAGCCAAAGGAACAAACAGGGUGGGGUCUAUUCAAGUGUAGACGACAUGAUUUGGAAAUACAGAGAGGACCGCUCUCGUGAAUAGCAAUAGUUGAAUGUUAAUUAGCAGCCACGCAGUCUUUAAUUAUCUGAUAUAAGCAACCUGACUAUAUGAUUUAAGUUUCUAUCAAUGCCUCAGACUUAUUAACCAGUUCCUGUUGUGUUUUGCUUGGUGUUUGUUUAUGUCAAUAAAGAUAUCUGAAGUUGG